Messenger RNA from Camelina sativa (false flax), 796 nucleotides. Its product is annotated as peptidyl-prolyl cis-trans isomerase CYP19-1. Gene Ontology annotation, biological process: protein peptidyl-prolyl isomerization; protein folding. Gene Ontology annotation, molecular function: peptidyl-prolyl cis-trans isomerase activity; cyclosporin A binding. The record is from RefSeq and is a predicted model, not a curated record. NCBI's taxonomy places the organism in Eukaryota, Viridiplantae, Streptophyta, Magnoliopsida, Brassicales, Brassicaceae. Gene Ontology annotation, cellular component: cytosol; plasma membrane; cytoplasm.
CUCUCACAUUCACAUUCACAACAAAACACAAAACACAAACCUUUCUUCUUCGUCGUCUUCUCCGAUCAGAUCAUGGGCAACCCUAAAGUUUUCUUCGACAUGACCGUCGGUGGGCAACCAGCUGGUCGGAUCGUGAUGGAGCUUUACGCAGACACAACACCAGAGACCGCCGAGAAUUUCAGAGCACUCUGUACCGGAGAGAGAGGAGUGGGCAAAUCCGGUAAGCCGUUGCACUACAAAGGAUCGAGCUUUCACCGUGUGAUCCCCAAAUUCAUGUGCCAAGGAGGUGACUUCACAGCCGGGAACGGAACCGGAGGCGAGUCUAUCUACGGCAUGAAGUUUAAAGACGAGAACUUUAUCAAGAAACAUACCGGACCAGGUAUACUGUCUAUGGCCAACGCUGGUCCGAACACGAACGGAUCUCAGUUUUUUAUCUGUACUGAGAAGACUUCGUGGCUCGAUGGGAAACAUGUUGUGUUUGGUCAAGUUGUUGAGGGUUUGAAUGUUGUUAGAGAUAUUGAGAAGGUUGGAUCUGAUGCUGGAAGGACCUCCAAGCCUGUUGUCAUUGCUGACUGUGGUCAGAUUUCUUAGAUCUGUCUUGUCUCUGAGAGAGAGAGAGAGAGAGUGGUGAUGAUGAGUAUUACAAUGGUAGCUUUGUGUUGUUUCUUUUGAUGUUUUUUUCUGGUUUGUGUUCUUUUGGAUUUCGAUGUUUUUUUUUCUUUUUGCUCUUGUGAUCGUUAUGAGUUUGGCUACCAUUGAAUAAAAAUGAGAAUAAUUCGUCUUAGGUUUAUUAUUA